GCACACAUGAAUCUUUUAUUAAGAGAGAAGGAUUUCGGCGCAAGGACCGAUUCAAUCAUCGUCACACAUGCACAGUCCUCCCGUCAUUGCACGCACCGUGACCAUCGUCACCAUCGUCAGCUGUCCCCCCCGCCCGCCACACCCGAAUCACCCGCAUGACCGUCCCCUCCCUCGCGUAAAGACUAUCCACACCAAACACCUCAUCGUCAAACCCAACAACCUCCCACCGCAGCCCACUCGCAGCAAAUGCCCGCCACAGCGCACUGUCCGUCUUGUCGCUGCGUCGCUGAUGGGCCAGCCACAGCUCGGUGUCUGGGUGGCCGAACCGAUCCAUUAGGGCCGCGACCGCACUGGCGAAUGGCUGCACGAGAGGCUCCACCCACACCACGUCAGCACCGAGGAGCAAGUCGACACCACCGGACCAUUCAGGCUGUGUUGCCAGGAUGCGGGCAGCGUCACUCUCCAGUGGGUCACGCCAGUCGAGAGAAGAGACACUAACGUUGACAUGGGCUGCUUCUGCUUCUGCUUGCUGGCCCAGCCAUCUGUCCAUCGUCGCAUCUCGGUUGCGUGUGAGUGUCGAUAAGCAGUAGGGCAGGUCCGUCAGCAGCACUUGAGAGGCCCCGAGAGCAGCAGCGGCCAACCCAGUAAGACCCAAACCAGCACCGAACUCCAGGACAGUCGCCCCUUUGACACGGGAUGCCAUCCUCAGCUCUAGGAACUUUGCGAGCACAACCGCGCCGUCCCAGAUUGUGCGACCUGCACACAUGGAGGCACCGCACAUCGCACAGAGAGGCAGAGUUGAUUAAGACUGAUACUGAUGCUCUGCAGGCAUGUGUCUGCCAGCCUACCUGUGUCGCCGUGUUCCUGUUGAUCCGGCCGCCUCUCGUCUUCCUCGCGCGUCGGACGGAUAACCAGCGGCAGGCCGUUCACCGCAAAGGCACCGCUGGCGAAGUCAUAGUCGAAUGCCCGCCAGGGAAGGGCCAGCUGAGGCUGUCGAGCGGUACUGGCUCCAGCAUCAUCUGCUUGACUUGCUGAGGGCACUGGCGUCCAUCUGCCCGUCGCUGCGUCGACAGCAAAGGCCGUCCCGUCCUUGGCUUUGUAGUGGCGCUUGCUGCAGCGGGUCAUGCGCAACACAAGAGAUAAAGCCAGGAACAGGGCUGCACGUGCCAGGCGCCUUCUCGGGCGCAUUUCCUC
This is a messenger RNA of Vitrella brassicaformis, 1194 nucleotides long. Lineage: Eukaryota; Vitrellaceae. The record is from the annotation of a GenBank genome assembly.